AUGUUGUCCGAAGCCGAGCGCUACAAAGAAGAGGACGAGAAGCAGCGGCAGAGGGUCGCCGCCCGCAACCAGUUGGAGACGUACGUGUUCAGCGUGAAGCAGGCGCUAGACGACGCGGGAGACAAGCUGAGCGAAGCUGACAAGAGCACGGCGCGCCGGGAGUGUGACGAUGCACUCAAGUGGCUAGACAACAAUAACCUUGCAGACCAGGAGGAGUACGAACACGUUAAAGAAAGAGACAAAAUGCCAGCUGUUGGAAUUGAUCUUGGAACAACUUAUUCGUGCGUUGGAGUGUGGCAACAUGGCAACGUGGAGAUCAUCGCAAACGACCAAGGCUCCCUGUUCGAAGUAAAGGCGACGGCCGGUGACACCCACCUGGGAGGGGAGGACUUUGACAACAGACUCGUGAACAGAACUUCGAUAUGA
This is a messenger RNA of Parnassius apollo (apollo), 426 nucleotides long. The record is from the annotation of a GenBank genome assembly. NCBI's taxonomy places the organism in Eukaryota, Metazoa, Arthropoda, Insecta, Lepidoptera, Papilionidae.